GUCUUGGGGAGAUGUAACCAGCCACACCCACCCGUCUUCUUUCUCCCCCACCACCUCUUAAAGAAAGCCCACGUCACUUUUGCACCCCUCCCGCAAUGGCUCUGGAUGGGCAGCAAUAGAAGGUGGUGGAGAUGGAGAUGGGCUCAAGUUCUCUUGCUGUCUCUGGGACCUGUGGCUCUGAUGACUCCCUCCACGGGCUGCAGUUCGGGAAGAAGAUCUACUUUGAGGAUGGGGUUGGUGGUGGGAGCUCCUCCAAGGCCUCACCAACCCCUGCGGCAGCCUCGGCGCCGCCGAAGAAAGGGAAGGGGGUGGUGCAAGGGAGGCAGCAGCCACCCAGGUGCCAGGUGGAGGGGUGCAAGGUGGAUCUCACUGGUGCCAAGGCCUACUACAGGAGGCAUAAGGUGUGUGGGAUGCACUCCAAGUUCCCCAAGGUCAUUGUCGCAGGCUUGGAGCAGAGGUUCUGUCAGCAGUGCAGCAGGUUUCACCAAUUACCUGAAUUUGACCAAGGGAAACGCAGCUGCCGCAGACGUCUGGCAGGCCACAAUGAGCGCAGAAGGAAGCCACCGCCUGCGCCCCCAUCAUCACGCAUCGGACGUCUGUCAUCAUCUUUUCAUGAGGAUAACAGCAGUUUCAGAGGCUUUGGUAUGGAUUUCACUCACCCAAGGCUACCAGAAACCCCACGAGAAGUAUGGUCAAUGGUUCGGGCUGGUGAUGGGGUGUCUAGUCAUCAAUGGCAGGGCAGUUUAGGAGCUCCCCCACCCAGUGAGGUGGCACCGCAUGUGGCCCGCCAAUACAUGCAUGACUCCAUUGGUCAGGCUCUGCUCUCCUCUCCAGAAAUUCCAGCAAGCAGAUGUCUCUCAGGAGCGUCAGACUCCACCUGUGCUCUCUCUCUUCUGUCAAAUCUGCCAUGGGGCGGCACUGCUACUAGGAACGAUCGAGCUCCAACCAUCACAGCAAGCAGCAGCUUCAGUGGAGCACCAAGGGCUCAGCCAGUUCUCUCGAACAAUUAUGUAGCAAGUUCAUCGGGAUUUAGAAGUCAUGAAGGUGGCAGCAGCUCACUGGGAGUCCAACAUGAGUUGGGAUUGGGCGAAGUCACCCAACUGGGUAACAGUCAGCUCUCGGGUGAGCUUGAGCUGGCCCUGCAGGGAAGCAGGCAAUGCAUGGACCAUUCUGAUGAUGUGGUUCAUUGGUCCCUCUAGACCGAUUUGCUCUUAGUGCAGAAAAAGCUUUUUGUACCAUUGAUUAUGUUUCUCCCAAUGCUUCUGAAUUCUUGUCAGCACAAACUUCAACUUUCAUCCCAUGUGGUGAUUCUAUCUUGGGAGUUCAUGAACCUGAAACACUUUAUAAUGGUUCAUUCACUUUUUUAGUACAUUGCAAGAAGAUUUUUCAAUGAGUGCAGCAAGUUGUUUUUUAAUUUUGUAGGUA
This is a messenger RNA of Phoenix dactylifera (date palm), 1425 nucleotides long. Its product is annotated as squamosa promoter-binding-like protein 17. Gene Ontology annotation, molecular function: DNA binding. Gene Ontology annotation, cellular component: nucleus. NCBI's taxonomy places the organism in Eukaryota, Viridiplantae, Streptophyta, Magnoliopsida, Arecales, Arecaceae. The record is from RefSeq and is a predicted model, not a curated record.